This is a messenger RNA of Ictalurus furcatus (blue catfish), 3483 nucleotides long. RefSeq names its product BRISC and BRCA1 A complex member 1 (gene babam1). Gene Ontology annotation, cellular component: BRCA1-A complex; BRISC complex; nuclear body. Gene Ontology annotation, biological process: positive regulation of DNA repair; double-strand break repair; mitotic G2 DNA damage checkpoint signaling. NCBI's taxonomy places the organism in Eukaryota, Metazoa, Chordata, Actinopteri, Siluriformes, Ictaluridae. The coding region runs from base 1255 to 2364 and encodes 369 amino acids. The record is from RefSeq and is a predicted model, not a curated record. The transcript has 8 exons.
AUAUCAACGAUUUCCUUCGGAUUACGUUUCUGCUAAGUCAACUGUUCUUAUUGCACAUUAGCUAGCAUUUUCUGACACUGUUGCGGCCGGUUAAAAAGCUUGUCAAUUGAGUCCUACACGCUAGAGAAUAGAUAUUUAUGUCGCAGUUAGCAAGGCUGUAUGUCAAACGGCUCUAUAUUCUAUAUGUAGUGAACUACAUGUGAGUCAGAAACUGACGCUUUUUAAUCCUAUGUAGUGAGCGGAUAAAGGGAAUACCGCUCUGGUUGAGAUAUUGACCUGAAGAAUGGCAGUUAAAGUAAUCUAUUAGACGUUUAUUGUUACUACAUGAAGAGUACUUGUCAUGUACAACAACAACAAAAAAAGAGGAACAUUCUGAAUAACAGACAACAACAAGUAUGCUGUUUGUGAGUUGUGGUAAAUUGAUUAUUUGGUGACGUCAAAUAAAGCAAUAAAUCACUCGAGCAGGUGAUCUACAGUGAUUUUAAUCAGGGGUAAAGAGUUGCCAUAAGCACAUUAUCUGUGAUAUCAUCAGUGUAGAGCACGCCCUCGAGUGGUUCAUAGCUUACUUUAUCACAUUUCAGAAAAGCAUCACCCUUUGUAACAAAUGCCCAUCGACUGUUGUUCAUGAUUAUGGUUCUGUCUAUAUGUACAAGUUUUCUGGCAAAAUCUUUAUUCGCUGGAACAGUUAACGCAAGAAUUGCGGUUAAUCAGGGAAAUCCCUUUAAAAUCCAGUCCUUUUUGCAAGCAGACCUGGCACAGAGGAAACCGGAGUACUCGGAGGAAACCCUCGAAGCACGGGGAGAACACGCACACUCUGUACACACAGGGCAGAGACGGGACUCGAACCCCCAGCUCCGGAGUUGACCACUGCUGACCACUGCGCCACCGUGCCACCAGAACUGAUCAUCCUGGGGGAAAACCACAGGACAAUGCACAUUUAUACCAGUUCAGGUUUAAAAAGAGUACAUGAGGGUGUAAUAAUAUUCCCAGCUGUGCAGGUGGGAACUGCUUACUGGCAGAAUCAGUCGCAAUGAACCAAAGUCGAAGUGUUUAGGUGUAACAUACAGUGAGCAGUAAACAAACAAGAAAGAUAUAACAGUAGAUUUUCAAUAUAAUCUGGAGAUAGAUUUUAAGAUAAGGUUAACCUUCGAAAGAAACAUUCUCCCGAAUACAGUGUAAAUUGUUGUGAUGGUAUUUUCAAAGUGAAAUUAGCGACAUUUGCUGAUUCUUGGUGCCGACUAGUGAGCAGGCGUGAUGGAGAGCACAGAUCCAAGCCCAGCAGAUGGAGAGGAGCGAAUGGCCGAACUGCGACCGAGGACACGCUCCAAUCCAGAGGGAGCGGAGGACAGACGGAGCAGUAAUGGUGGUCUGAACAGUCCUCCGCCCUCACAACCUACUGUGGGAAGUCGAGUGGAGGGAGAAGGAGAAGCGGCCAGCACUGACAGUCCUCCAGGUUCCACGUCCACCAUCACGACUACUAUUUCUGCCCCCAUCGCUGCUGCUGCCACUACCGCAGCAAGCGUCAUGUCCAAUUCAGUGCCUGCUUCAAUGGCUGCUGCCAAAGAAAGGCCCAAACCAAGUCAGCCCUCAUUGGCAUCACAGAUUCCUCCAGCUUCAGAACUCCAGCUGCGAGUACCAAGAGUCAACUGCCCUGAAAAAGUGAUCAUCUGUUUGGAUUUGUCAGAGGAGAUGUCCCUACAGAAGCUGGAGUCCUUCAACGGAUCCAAGACGAACGCUCUCAAUAUCUCCCAGAAGAUGAUUGAAAUGUUUGUGAGAACAAAGCACAAAAUAGACAAGAGGCACGAGUUCGCCUUGGUGGUGGUCAAUGACGAUGCCUUGUGGUUAUCAGGCUUCACCUCUGACCCACGGGAGCUGUGUAGCUGUUUGUAUGAUCUUGAAACAAACAUCUGCGAAUCUUUCAACCUGGAGGAUCUUCUCAAUGUAAUUCUCCAGAAGAUUGAUCUUCCAAUGAUGGACAAUGUUCAGACGAUCCCACCACCCUUUGUGGUUCGUACUCUCCUCAUUUACAGUCGGCACGCAGGCCAGCUGCAGUUUAACCCAUCAGAUGCUGUCAGUAAAAUGCUACGCUCUCCGUACUUCUUCUUUGACGUCAUUUACCUUCAUAAUGGCGCUGACGAGCAAAUGGAUGAUAACAGCUGGAGGGACACGUAUGAAUCCUUCUCGAAGUUGGACUCUAAGGGGAUGUGCUACCGUUUCGAGGUGUCGCUGUGUGGCCCGGCCAUCGAGCUGCAUAACUGCAUGGCUAAGCUGCUGUGUCACCCGCUGCAGAGGCCCUUCCAGAGCCAUGCCUCCUACAGCCUGCUAGAGGGCGACGAGCCACCAGAGAUCGAGGCCACGGUGUAGAUCACUGCUCACUAACCCUGCUCCUGGAAAUCACACUGUAGAACUUAGUUCCAAUACUGCUGUAACACUGCUUCGUCUGGAUAAUCAGUGUCCAUGAUAUACCAGAUGAGCAGUGUUGGAUUUGGGUUGGAGCGUCUUGAGUUCUGUAAGAAGAUGCAGUAGAUCUCCAUGAACAGGAUUAAUGAAGGACUAGCAUCACUGAUGAAGCGUCUUCCCUUAAGAUUGUCUAUUAAUGAUGGACACUUUCUGUGCUGGGGGAAAGAAGAAGAGAGCAAAAUGUCUUCACAUGUGGACUGUUUGUGGAUUUUCUUUAGAUUUGAGAUGUUCAGGGGGAGGGAGAUUGCCUUUUAUUCACUGGAUCCAUUCAGCAUAAACCCUUCAGGAAAGAUUGGUGAAUGUGGAAAGACGAUUGUCGAGUAAGGAUGUGGUUAAAUAAAUGAUAAAAGUCAAGAACAUGGUGCAUUGAAAUUAGUUUGUUUAAUGUAUUUCUGUGAAACAUGACUAACACACCACCAUAGCUCUAAGUCAAGAUCUGCCUUCUCAUACUGAAUACUUCUAUAAAUUUUAGUUUUGGUAAAUGGUCUGCACUUAAAUAGCGCUUUUAUCCAAAGCAUGUUACACUGUGUCUCAUUCACCUAUUCACACACACACACACACACACAACAAUGGUAGCAGAGCUUGCCAUCGGGAGCAACUUGGGGUUGUUGUCUUGCCCAAGGACACUUCGGCAUGUGGAGUCACGUGGGCCGGGAAUCGAACCGCCAACCCUGCGAUUAGUGGACAACCCGCUCUACCACCUGAGCCACAGCCGCCCCAUAUGAAGAGACGUCAAUCUGGUAUAAAUCUUAACUCACAAUGUUACUAUUCAUUAGUAACAUUGCAGGGAUUUUCAUUUAUCACAUGACGACUACACUGACCCGUAUAUGUAUUUUUAAUAAAAAUUGCGAAAGUACAGUAGGAAUAUUGCUAACAACAAUGUGUAAGGAUUAUCGUUAACCUUUUCAACAUUUGGGUGUGUAACUUAUAAACGUAACAUAUGCGUAGAGUACCUGUACCAGCAUCGCACAAACAAAAAUGCCAUUCGCAGAGUAUAGGUGAAGAAUGGAAAAAGGCCAUGUG